This is a messenger RNA of Penicillium olsonii, 1551 nucleotides long. Lineage: Eukaryota; Fungi; Ascomycota; Eurotiomycetes; Eurotiales; Aspergillaceae. The record is from the annotation of a GenBank genome assembly.
AUGGAGUCGUUUGGGGCUCGGUAUCCGCGUGUCUUUUCCGAUAGCGGAUUCAAGGGCUGGUUUGUGUCGACGCUGUUGCUGGCGGCUUGGUUGGGGUCUUUGAUUAAUGGGCCGAUUGCUGAUCGGAUUGGAAGGAAGUUGUCUAUUAAUCUUGCCGUGGUGGUGUUCACCAUUGGGUCGAUGGUGCAGUGUGCGGCGAUGAAUAUCCCGAUGUUGUUCGCUGGGAGGGCAAUUGCUGGCUUGGCCGUUGGUCAAUUGACAAUGGUGGUGCCGUUGUACAUCUCUGAGGUGUCGAUUCCUGAUAUUCGUGGUGGAUUGGUGGUUGUUCAGCAAUUGUCUGUUACGCUGGGAAUCCUGUUCAGCUAUUGGAUCGACUAUGGAACGAACUAUAUCGGCGGGACUCGGUGUGCGCCAGAUGUGCCCUAUUCAGGCGGCACCCUGGCAAAGCCGGUCUUUGAUCCGUAUCAUGAUGUUCCUGUCGGUGGUUGUACGGGUCAAUCAGAGGCUUCGUGGAGAUUUCCCCUCGCGUUGCAAAUCCUUCCGGCGGUGAUUCUGGGUGUGGGAAUGUUAUUCUUCCCGGAAUCGCCUCGCUGGCUGUUAAUGAAGGAACGUGACGAUGAAUCAAUCACUGCGCUUUCGAAGUUGCGCCGACAGGCUCGCGAUAGCCCGGUGCUUUUGAAUGAGUAUCUGGAGAUCAAAGCCUCGAUUAUGCUAGAGAACACUUUUGCAAGAGAGAAUUUCCCCAAUCUUUCUGGAUACAGGUUGCAUAUGGCUCAGUACAUGUCCUUCUUGACGACUUGGGCCCGCUUCAAACGACUUGCCAUCGGCUGCAUUGUAAUGUUCUUCCAGCAGUUCAUGGGCUGCAAUGCAAUGAUUUAUUACGCGCCGACAAUCUUCGCUCAGCUCGGUCUGGACGGAAACACCACUUCGCUUCUCGCAACCGGUGUGUAUGGUAUCGUCAAUUGUCUAAGUACACUCCCAGCACUAUUCUUCAUCGACAAAGUCGGUCGUCGGCCCUUGCUCAUGGCCGGUGCCACGGGAACCUGUAUCUCCCUGGUCAUUGUGGGUGGCAUCUUGGGCGGAUAUGGCUCUGCUCUGGUAGACAACAAGUCUGCCGGGUGGGUUGGUAUCGCUUUUAUCUACAUUUACGACAUCAAUUUCUCGUACUCGUUUGCCCCUAUCGGUUGGGUUCUGCCAUCUGAGAUAUUCAAUCUGUCGAUUAGAUCCAAGGCCAUUUCAAUCACCACAUCCGCAACGUGGAUGUGUAACUUCAUCAUCGGCCUCGUCACGCCCGACAUGCUCGAGUCCAUCACUUGGGGCACAUACAUCUUCUUCGCCGCAUUUUGUCUCCUUGCACUGGCUUUCACGAUCUUCUGUGUCCCCGAAACCCGAGGCAAGACGCUUGAGGACAUGGAUCUCAUCUUCGGUGAUACAGCCGCGCACGAAGAGAAGAAACGAAUCAAGAACAUUGAAGCCGAGCUGCGCGGCACUCCGAUCGAAGACGACGAAUUCAUGAAACCAGUUGACGAACAUGCUGAGACCGUGGCUUGA